Boleophthalmus pectinirostris (great blue-spotted mudskipper) is the source of this 741-nucleotide messenger RNA. RefSeq names its product trypsin-like. Gene Ontology annotation, biological process: proteolysis. Gene Ontology annotation, molecular function: serine-type endopeptidase activity. The transcript has 5 exons. The record is from RefSeq and is a predicted model, not a curated record. Lineage: Eukaryota; Metazoa; Chordata; Actinopteri; Gobiiformes; Gobiidae. Bases 1 to 741 code for a protein of 246 amino acids.
AUGAAGCUUUUCCUGUUAGCUGCUCUGUUUGGGUGGGCAGCUGCCCUCAAUGAUCACAAGAUUGUGGGCGGCUAUGAGUGUCCCAGAAACUCAGUGCCUUACCAAGUGUCUCUCUUCACUGGAUACAACUACUGCGGCGGGACUGUUCUGUCUAACGAGUGGGUGCUCUCAGCUGCACACUGCAAAUCAAAGUCUAAUGUAGAGGUGCGUUUGGGGGACCAUGACAUCUUUGAGGAAGAAGGGACAGAGCAGUACAUUGUGUCUGCCAAGUUUAUCAGGCACCCUAACUACAACCCACGCACCAUGGACAGUGACAUAAUGCUGAUCAAGCUGAGUAAACCCGCUACUUUCAACAGCUAUGUCCGCCCCGCCGCCCUCCCCACCUCCUGUGCUGCAGACGGGACAAUGUGUCAAGUGUCAGGAUGGGGCAAUAUAAAGUCCAGCAAUGAAGGCUCACGUUACCCGCAUAAGCUGCAGUGCCUCGAGGUGCCUCUCUUGAGUGAUGACACUUGCUUCAAUUCCUACCCUUUUCAAAUCACAGAGAACAUGAUUUGUGCUGGCUAUCUGGAGGGAGGCAAAGACUCCUGCCAGGGCGACUCUGGAGGUCCCUUGGUGUGCAAUGGCAUGCUGCAGGGAGUGGUGUCAUGGGGUAAGGGCUGCGCUCUCAGAAACAAGCCUGGGGUCUACACUAAAGUUUGCAAUUACGUCUCCUGGAUUAAAAAUACCAUGGCUUCUGGCUGA